AUGUCUUCAUCUGCACAACCACACGAGACGCAGGUGAAGCCAACAACAACACACAAGUUGCACAAGGAAGAGGCCUCAAUUGACACCAAAUAUGAAACAGACGACGGUGAUCUCGACCUCGCUAAGAGAUCGCAGUACGACGAAGCUCAAGAGACGAUUGAGUCGUGGAAGAAAUUAGAGUCGGUGUUGGCGCCACUUUUAUUCACAUUGUUGUCAUUUUUCGUUCGAUUUUAUCGUAUUUCCAUCAAUGAUAGUGUUGUUUGGGACGAAGCACAUUUCGGUAAAUUUGGUUCUUAUUACUUGAGACACGAGUUUUAUCAUGAUGUCCAUCCGCCAUUGGGCAAGAUGUUGGUGGGAUUGUCGGGUUAUUUAGCUGGGUAUAAUGGAUCAUGGGAUUUCCCCAGUGGGGAGAAAUACCCCGAAUAUAUCGACUAUACCAAAAUGAGGUUGUUUAAUGCCACUUUUUCCGCAUUGUGUGUGCCUUUUGCUUAUUUUACUAUGAAGGAGAUUGGAUUUUCAGUUUGGACCACGUGGUUAUUCACAUUGAUGGUUACUUUGGAAAGUUCGUAUGUGACCUUGGGUAAAUUUAUUCUUUUGGAUUCAAUGUUGUUGUUUUUCACGGUGUUGACUGUCUUUUGUUUUGCUAGGUUUAACAAUUUCAACAAUAAACAGAAAGAGUUUACUAGGAAAUGGUGGAAAUGGCUCAUGUUGACCGGUGUUUCCAUUGGAUGUGUCUGUUCCGUUAAAAUGGUGGGGUUGUUUGUAACUACAUUGAUUGGAAUUUACACUGUUGUUGACCUUUGGAAUAAGUUGAAUGAUAGAUCAAUCACUUGGGUAAGAUAUGGUUAUCACUGGAUGGCAAGGAUUUUCGGUUUGAUUAUAAUCCCAAUUUCCAUCUUUUUACUUUGUUUUAAAGUUCAUUUUGAUUUGUUGUACAAAUCAGGACCUGGUGAUGCUAAUAUGUCAUCCUUGUUCCAAGCCAAUUUGCUUGGCUCACAAGUUGGUGGAGGCCCAAGAGAAGUUUCGAUUGUCCAUUCAGUUGUCACUUUGAAAAAUCAAGGCUUGACUGGUGGUCUUUUGCAUUCUCAUGUACAAACAUUCCCCGAAGGUUCCAAACAACAACAAGUCACCACUUAUGGACAUAAGGAUUCCAACAAUAAUUGGAUUUUCCAACGUCCAAGAGGUCAACCAAGUUAUGACACUAGUGGCAACAAUACUGAUAUUGAGUACGUUUUUGACGGUAUGCCAAUUAGAAUCAUGCACCCACUGACUGGAAGAAACUUGCACACUCAUGACAUUGCUGCUCCGGUUUCGAAAACCGAAUUGGAAGUAGCAUGUUAUGGUAAUUUAACGAUUGGUGAUGCAAAGGAUAACUGGAUUGUUGAAGUUGCUGACCAAGCAAGUAGUGAAGACAAGAUGAGAUUGCAUCCAUUGACCACCUCAUUCAGAUUAAAGAAUGAAGUUUUGGGCUGUUAUUUAGGAGUUUCUGGCGCUACAUUGCCACAAUGGGGUUUUAGACAAGGUGAGGUUGUUUGCUUUAAAAAUCCAUUCAAAAAGGACAAGAGAACUUGGUGGAAUAUUGAAGAUCAUAGAAACGAAAUUUUGCCUCCAGCACCAGAGGAUUUCAAGAUGCCUAAAACGAGAUUUAUUCGUGACUUCGUUCAAUUAAACUUGGCAAUGAUGGCCACCAACAAUGCGUUAUUGCCUGAUCCAGAUAAGCAAGAUGAUUUGGCUUCAUCGUUCUGGCAAUGGCCAACGUUGAAUGUUGGUAUUAGAAUGUGUGGAUGGGGAGCCGACAAGGCAAAGUAUUUCAUGAUUGGAUCACCCGCAACUACAUGGACAUCAAGUAUCGGGGUUGUCAUUUUCGCAGUCAUCACCCUUUACUAUCUCAUUAGAUGGCAAAGACAAAUUACAGAUUUCCCUAGUGACCAACCAAGCAAGUUGCAAAAAUUCGUCAUGGGUGGUAUUUAUCCAAUGUUUGGUUGGGGUUUACAUUUCAUGCCAUUUGUCAUUAUGGGAAGAGUCACAUACGUGCAUCACUACGUUCCAGCGUUAUACUUUGCCAUGAUUGUGUUUUGUUUUGAAGUUGAAUUGUGGACCCUGAAGUUGAAUCAAAGGACAUCGUCAGCUGUCAGCAAGAUUGUCUAUGUGGCAAUCUACUUGGCGUUGUAUUUUGGAGUUGCGUUUACGUUCUACUACUUGAGGUAUUUCUCGUUUGGUAUGGAAGGUCCAAAGGAGAACUGGAAACACGCCCAAUGGUUACUGUCAUGGAGAAUUGCUGAUGAUAAUUAUCCUUUCAUAUACCACCAAGCAUCAAUAAGGUGGAACUCAAGUGCAUCCACAUCGGCGCAUUCGUCACAACAGGGGCAAAAAACCCUCAAACCAUCGUCAUUUGCAUUCCCCACAGAUCCACCACCACCACCACUGCCAGCAAGAGAAAACAAACCACAAGACAGAAAUGCAGUACCAAAAGAGGAUAUUGAUGAUUUCAAUGCUACGAAGCUAGUCCUUGGCCAAACAGAUAAAGUAAUCGCCAUAGCUGAUCGUGCUGUUGCCAAAUUGAAUUCAAUCAAGCAGGAAAACCCCGAGGAUUCAGCAUUACAGAUCCAAGUUGAAAGUGGCGGAUGUCAUGGAUUCCAAUACAAUUUACAUUUGAUCAACUUGGAUCAAUAUUUAUCGAAAAAUAAGGGUUCAUCUGAUGUGUUUGUGUUUGAACGACUGGGUGCUGCUAUUGUCCUUGAUGAUUCGAGUUUGACAAUCUUGCAAGAACUGAAGUUGGAUUACACGAAGGAGUUGAUUGGUAGCCAGUUUAAGAUUGUUGAUAGUCCUUAUACUUCGACUGCUUGUGGAUGUGGAGCUUCGUUUGAUUUUGAUUUUGAUAAAUUGGAGCAAAAGAAACUGAAGGAAUAG
Lodderomyces margitis is the source of this 2910-nucleotide messenger RNA. RefSeq names its product PMT2. Lineage: Eukaryota; Fungi; Ascomycota; Pichiomycetes; Serinales; Debaryomycetaceae. Gene Ontology annotation, molecular function: dolichyl-phosphate-mannose-protein mannosyltransferase activity; iron-sulfur cluster binding. Gene Ontology annotation, cellular component: endoplasmic reticulum; membrane. The transcript has 2 exons. The coding region runs from base 1 to 2910 and encodes 969 amino acids. Gene Ontology annotation, biological process: protein O-linked glycosylation via mannose; iron-sulfur cluster assembly. The record is from RefSeq and is a predicted model, not a curated record.